AUGAAUUGGAGGCAAAUGUGGCCUCAUACUUUGUUUAUUGUUAUCACUCUCUAUAUUGAAAUCUCAUAUUGGACAAGCAAGUCGAGGUUUGGCGCGACGGCUCAGCCUUCACCGAGGAAAGAUAGCUGGACCAAGGAACGGAAGCUCGAGUAUAGAGAGGCGACGCGUCAGUUGUGGCAUCAUGGAUUCGACUCGUACAUGGAUCAUGCGUUCCCAAUGGACGAGCUUGCCGAGGGAGGGGUCCUGAUUAUGCCAAUCCGCAAGUCGUUUUCUCUGCAAUGCCACAACGAUGUAAUGGCCAAUUUUAGCCUGACCUUGGUAGACAACCUUGACACAUUUGUCACGUUUAAUAAUUAUUCUGGUUUUGAGUGGGCCGUUCGGCAGACGAUAGAUGGCGUAUCGUUUGACCAGAAUGUCAAGCCUCAGGUAUUCGAGAUUACUAUUCGGGGCAUGGGAGGGCUACUGUCAGCCCAUAUAUUUGCGGCUGAUAAGGAAGAGCGUUGGGGCUUUGGUAUACCUUGGUAUAACGAUGAGCUUCUCCAUCUAGCAUAUGAUCUAGGAAAGCGACUGCUUCCCGCGUUUAGAACAAACACUGGAAUUCCAUUCGCAAGGAUUAACUUGCGGCACGGUGUACCUACAACGGAAACGUUUGAAACCUGUACUGCGGGUGCAGGCUCUCUUCUGCUCGAGUGGACAACUUUGUCCCGGUUGACAGGAGAUCCGGAAUUUGAACGUGUCGCACGAAAGGCAUUCUUUGCUAUCUGGAAUCGCCGAUCCGACCUUGGUUUGCUUCCAAACACGAUAAACUUGGCAAGCGGGGCAUGGCUUCAACCGGAAAUUGCUGGGAUCGGCGCUGGUAUUGAUAGUUUUUACGAGUAUGCUUUGAAAAUGUAUGUGAUGACGGGCGAAUCCGAGUACUACGAUGUUUGGAGAGAAGGUUACUCGGCUAUCAUGAAGUAUUCGCGUGGUCCGGAAGGUUUUUGGUACAGAAAUGUUGGAGCCAGCACGGGCAAUCUUGCUACUGUGUACAUCGACUCGCUAUCUGCGUUUUGGCCCGGCCUUCAGGUGCUGGCAGGGGAUGUUCAAAAUGCGAUCAAAUCGCAUCUAGUCUACUGGAAUCUCUGGCGAAGGUUCUCGGGAAUACCUGAAACUUUCAAUAUCGCUACCCGACAAGGUGUAACGCUGGGAUAUCCAUUACGUCCAGAAUUUAUCGAAUCAACUUAUUUCUUGUAUAGAGCGACUCAGGAUCCUUUUUACCUUGAUGUUGGAGAGCGGGUUCUUCAUGACCUAAUACGCCGGGCUAAGGUUAAUUGUGGUCUUUCGACACUUUCCAAUGUCCAGAGUGGCGAACACGAGGAUAGAAUGGAGUCAUUUGCGUUGUCCGAAACUUUGAAAUAUCUCUUUUUGAUUUUCGACGAAGAAAACAAAAUUAAUUCGGAUGAUCAGAAUAUGGUUUUCACAACAGAAGGACAUCUUAUAACGCUUUCCCAACAACACUUGAAGACACCCUCAGAGGCAUCUCGUUAUUUCAGACAGAAAGAACAAAACUUCUGCCCGGUUUACCAGCCCGCUCGAAACCCACCAAGCCUUUAUCCCGGAGAAUCUUAUGGGCUGAUUCAGUCUAUCCGAAGUCGACCAGACUCGGACUACGGCCGAUUCAUCACUGGGUUAGAGUUAUCAGUCGUAGGCGCGUCCGAUUCACCAUGGUGGGAUUUGUCAGGACGGUGUGCGGUACCGCAGCCGGAGGAGUAUGUGAGCACCUCUGUCUACCAUGACCAAGCCUCCCCUUUUGAUUUCGAUCUUUUCGACCUCGAUCUUGACGACGUUGCGGCGCGUUUGUCUGACCUACUUGGUGCUCCCAUGGAACAAACUCCGCUCACACCAAAGUCCUUCGACUAUGUGCUCAGCAUAGAUGGAAUGGUUACGGAAGCUGACAAAGAUCUCAGCACCUCAAAAGUGCACCGGGUUGAAGGAGGAUUUAUGGUUCGGAACAUUACCGGUGUGAAAGCGAGAAUGACAGCCCGAAUGGACGGACAAGGUUAUGACGUGACAAUGCUGGGACAUCACCGGGUCUUGAGCGGCCAAAAGGUUUUCAUCAAUGAUCCGGCAUUGCUCGAGCUUCCUGGAUUCUCUAAGCUACAGGAAAAAGAAAGGAAGCUUGCGGUUCAACUUAAGCUCAGAGUUGGCGACUCGGAUGAGGAGAUCAGUUUAUUUGCUACCACAGCACUGUUUGGAGCGGAUCCCAGCUCCGAGAACUCUCCAGGGACGUUUAGGGUUGACGCUCCUCCACUCCAUGUAGUCCCCUCCAAUCCUGAGAACCUCAAUGGUUGUAGUGACCAUGAAGCACUACCUAUAUUAAAUGGCGCCGUACUUGUGGUCAAUAGAGGGACCUGCUCCUUCUUGGAGAAACUGACCAAGGCUAAAAAAGUUGGAGCCGCUGGGGUGAUAGUGGUGUCAGACGUCGAUAGUCUUAUCAACCCUAGCCUUGAUAAGGAGGAAGAAGAUUAUGCUGCGUCGGAACUAGCCGACGUAGGACUUGUCGUUCUGACACAUAGGGAUGGAGUCAAACUAUUGAAGUCUUUAGAGACUUCGUUGGACACGGUGGUUCCAUUAUGGGUGAAAGUCACCCGUCAACCAUCCCUCGAGGAUGAGAUCACAAAAGAAGAGGAAGAAAAGCCUAGAUUACUCUACAUCAACGGAAAGGCAUUGAUUAACACUGUAAUUAUGAUUUAA
Messenger RNA from Rhizoctonia solani, 2733 nucleotides. Its product is annotated as glycoside hydrolase family 47 protein. Gene Ontology annotation, molecular function: calcium ion binding; mannosyl-oligosaccharide 1,2-alpha-mannosidase activity. Gene Ontology annotation, cellular component: endoplasmic reticulum; membrane. NCBI's taxonomy places the organism in Eukaryota, Fungi, Basidiomycota, Agaricomycetes, Cantharellales, Ceratobasidiaceae. Bases 1 to 2733 code for a protein of 910 amino acids. The transcript is spliced from 20 exons. The record is from RefSeq and is a predicted model, not a curated record. Gene Ontology annotation, biological process: mannose trimming involved in glycoprotein ERAD pathway; endoplasmic reticulum mannose trimming; carbohydrate metabolic process.